This is a messenger RNA of Arvicanthis niloticus (Nile rat), 1366 nucleotides long. RefSeq names its product G protein-coupled receptor 139 (gene Gpr139). The record is from RefSeq and is a predicted model, not a curated record. Gene Ontology annotation, molecular function: neuropeptide receptor activity. Lineage: Eukaryota; Metazoa; Chordata; Mammalia; Rodentia; Muridae. Gene Ontology annotation, biological process: phospholipase C-activating G protein-coupled receptor signaling pathway. Gene Ontology annotation, cellular component: plasma membrane.
CCCCAGGCUGCCUGGUCCCCAGCCUCUUGGCAGCUGCUCCGAGCCCAGCCCGGCGAGUGGCGCGCUCAUGGAGCACACGCACGCCCACCUCGCUGCGAAUAGCUCGGCUUGCGGCUUGGGCUUCGUGCCGGUGGUCUACUACAGCUUCUUGCUGUGCCUCGGGUUGCCAGCAAAUAUCUUGACAGUCAUUAUCCUCUCUCAACUGGUAGCCAGGAGACAGAAGUCCUCCUACAACUAUCUUCUGGCACUUGCUGCUGCUGAUAUCUUGGUCCUCUUUUUCAUCGUCUUUGUGGAUUUCCUGUUAGAAGAUUUCAUUCUGACCAUGCAGAUGCCUCCGAUCCCUGACAAGAUCAUAGAAGUGCUAGAGUUCUCCUCUAUCCACACUUCUAUUUGGAUUACGGUCCCCUUAACAGUUGACAGGUAUAUCGCUGUCUGUCACCCACUCAAAUACCACACAGUUUCCUACCCAGCCAGGACCCGGAAAGUCAUUCUGAGUGUUUACAUCACCUGCUUCCUGACCAGUAUCCCCUACUACUGGUGGCCUAACAUCUGGACCGAAGACUACAUCAGCACCUCCAUGCAUCAUGUCCUUGUCUGGAUCCACUGCUUCACCGUGUACCUGGUGCCCUGCUCCAUCUUCUUCAUCUUGAACUCAAUCAUUGUGUACAAGCUUAGAAGAAAAAGCAAUUUCCGACUCCGUGGCUAUUCCACAGGAAAGACCACUGCCAUCUUGUUUACCAUUACUUCUAUCUUUGCCACCCUCUGGGCCCCCCGAAUUAUCAUGAUUCUCUACCACCUCUACGGAGCACCCAUCCAGAACCCUUGGCUGGUCCACAUAAUGUUGGAUGUUGCCAACAUGCUGGCCCUUCUGAACACAGCCAUCAACUUCUUCCUCUACUGCUUCAUCAGCAAGCGCUUCCGUACCAUGGCAGCUGCUACACUCAAAGCCUUGUUCAAGUGCCAGAAGCAGCCUGUACAGUUCUACACCAACCAUAACUUUUCCAUAACAAGUAGUCCCUGGAUCUCACCAGCAAACUCACACUGCAUCAAGAUGCUGGUGUACCAGUAUGACAAACACGGAAAGCCUAUAAAAGUAUCCCCGUGACCCCACAGGGCUGGCACUUGUGCCUCUGUGUAAUCUGUUUCCAGAUGAGAGGGUAUCCCAUCCUCUGGCUGAACAGCUCUCCUUAAGAGUGCUAACCUGAUUUCCAAUCUCCACAGACUGAGCAGCUCUCAGACUGGCAGAUGAGAAGAGACGGAAGAGAAGAAAGGAGAGCAUAUAUCUUGGUGUUUGGGUUUUUUUUUUUUCUUUUUUUAUGCACUUAUUUUCACAAAAUCACACUGACGGCCAAAGUUCCUGUUGGCU